GAGAUGACCUGCUAAGUGCGAAGUGAGCUCUUACGGAAAACUAAGAGAUAGGAAUGAGCACCAACAAUCUAUUAGGAGGUGAGUACCAGGUAUUCCUGAGUUUUAGAGGGCCUGACACUCGUCGCGGAAUCACCAAUUGCCUCUACCACGCCUUGGUAGAUGUCGGGAUUCGCGUUUUCAUCGAUGACGAAGAGCUUCGACCAGGAGAAAGAAUUAGUGGCAACCUUCUGUUGGCGAUCGAUGACUCCAAGCUUUACAUGCCCAUCUUCUCUAAGAAUUAUGCUUCGAGUCACUGGUGCCUCCGUGAGCUUGCAAAAAUGGUAGAGAACACCUCUAAAUCUAAAGAAGAGGGGAAUGAGAAGGUGAUAUUGCCCAUCUUUUAUGACGUGAAACCUGCUGAUGUGAAGCUGAAAACCUCGUUGUACAAUGAUGCCAUAUUGAAUUUGGAGCAAAAGAUGGAGGAUGAGAAGAAGUUCAGCCAUGAGGAAAUAAAGACGUGGCGUCAGGCUCUCAGCAAAGUUGAUGACACCAAGGGGUGGGAGCUGCAGAAAUAUCCGGGCGAAGGGGUUCUUAUCGAGGCUGUUGUUAACGAGGUUGUGGUUAGGCUCAAGACAAGACAGAGAAAAGUGACAGGAGAUUUAGUUGGGAUGGAAGAUCGAAUGGCGGCCAUAAACAGUUUAUUAGACAUCAAAUCCGGUGGUGUGCGGCUUAUUGGAAUUUAUGGGAUGGACGGCAUCGGCAAAUCAACACUUGCCAAGAUUAUCUAUAACCAACUAUGUCCUCGCUUUGGGAAAAACUGCAGCUUUCUUGAUGGCAUACGGGAAAUGGCAAAAACCAAGGGCUUAGUCAAGCUGCAAGAACAAUUGUUGUCCAAUAUCUCCAAUUCUAGAGUGGCUCGCAACAUUGAUAACAUUGAUCAUGGGAUUGAUACAAUUAGAGAAAUAAUUUGCAACAAGAAGGUACUAGUUGUAUUGGAUGAUGUUAAUGAGGGAAACCAAAUCGAAUACCUCAUUGGAAUUAAUCCUUUGUUCGUUGGCACUAGGAUACUUGUUACGACUAGGGACAAAAGUGUUUUGAAAAUAAGAGGAUUGAAGUAUGAAAUCGUGCCUUAUGAAAUGGAGGUGUUGAACGACAAAGAUGCACUUCAACUUUUUAGCAGGCAUGCCUUCAAUGCUGACAUUCCUCCAUACAGUUAUGACACUUUUUCAAAAGACAUCGUCUCUACAGCGGGUGGACUACCUUCAGCUCUUCAAGCUAUAGGUUCAUUGCUUUUUCUUCAGGAAGAGAAAAAAAUAUGGGAAGAGAUGCUAGAAAAGCUAAGGAAAACACCUAAUAGUGAUGUCUUGGGAAAGCUAAGGAUCACCUAUGAUGCCUUAGAAGCGGAUCAACAACAAAUAUUUCUUGAUGUUGCAUGCUUUUUCAUGAGUAAAGAUAAGGCUAAUCCAGUCUUGGUGUGGAAAGAUUGUGGGUUCAGCCCAGAGUAUGCUAUUGAUGUCCUUAUUAACAGGUGCACAAUAAAGGUUUUAGAGGGUAAUAAAUUUUGGAUGCAUGAUCAGUUUAGAGAUCUUGGAAGAGCAAUUGCUAAUCAAGAGCGUUCCAGGUUGUGGGUUGUAGACGACAUCAUUCGCGAAUUAAGAUCAACAGAGAUCAAGAGCAGCGUUCAAGCACUGGAUUUGACAAAUUGGUCAGGGACUGAUGAUCAAAUAACUGUCACUGCUGAGCAAAUUAAGCGGUUCCCACGUCUUCGGCUGCUGUGGUUGCAUAACAUAACUUGCCAAGGCGACUUUGCGGGCUAUCUUUUUGAGUUGAAAUGGAUCAGUUUGUUUUACCCUGAUGGAAGUUCUGAACGCCAUCCACGUUUUGAGGCAACCAAUUUGCAUCUCGAAAACGUGGUAGUGGUGAAUCUUGUUGGCCAUGGAUUCAUGGAUGAUCAUAUCAGAAGCCUAAUCCAGGAGGGGAGGAAAUUGAAGGUUCUCAUUCUUGAAAAUAAUAAGUCUAUAUACAGGACACCAACCUUUUCCGAAUACUCAGUUUUAGAGAAAUUGACCAUUUUUGAAUGUUCAUCUUUGAUGGAAAUUGACUGCUCUAUUGGAAAACUGAGGUGGCUGACUGAGUUGAGUAUUGAGUCAUGUCGGAAUCUUGGAAAAUUGCCUGAACAAAUUGGAGAGUUACCGAAUCUUCAGCACCUCUCUCUUAGGAAUUGUGAUAGCUUGAGUGAACUCCCCGAAUCUGUUUCGAAAUUAGAGUCAUUGAUGAAGUUGGAUGUAUCACACACGCCUAUUACAGUAUUACAGGAUUCCAUUGGUAGACUGCCAAGCUUGUCAUCUCUCAAUGUAUCGUCCACACCAAUUGCGAAAGUGCCCAGUACAAUGAGCGAGCUUAGUUGCCUCGAAACACUGGACUUAGAGCAUUGUCAUAAGAUCCAAGAGUUGCCGGAGCUCCCCAAAAGUUUGACAACUCUACGGCUGAGAUCUACUUCGUUGCAAACUGUCCCUAACCUCUCAAACCUUACUAAUCUAGUAGAACUGCUCCUAUCUGAUGGCUCUGAAUCUAAGGCCACAUCAAAUAUAAUUCAAACUUGCGACUUGCAGUGGAUUGGGAGGUUAUCCAAACUGAGGAAGCAGCAGUUGUGCCUUUUAAAUGUCCGCACACUGCCUACAGAGUUGGGCUCCCUUUCUCUGCUGAAAGAACUUACAAUGUAUGGACUAGACUUCCAAUCCCUCGAACAACUUCCGUCAAACUUGACAGUUCUAGAGCUCGAUCGCACUCAAGUGAAACAAGUACAGCUCGAUGGGCUUCCUCAGUUGGAACAUUUGACUAUCAAAAGGUGUAAACUCGUUAAAAGAUUAUCCAUUCCAUCAAGUUUAAGAAAACUGAGAGAAGCCGAGGUGUCUUCUUGCACUGACUUAGUCGAAGUUCAAUUUCUCGGUGACUUAAUAUCAUUGGAGGGAUUGUGUAUUGAGGACUGCAAAUCUUUGGAGAGGCUGGUUAAUCUGUCGGAGGAGCCCGGGUUCAAUGAGCGAAAAGCUCCCGAGUUGACUAAUGGUGGCAGGAGAGUGUCCCUUGUCUCAAGCUCCCUAAAGAUGCUUCAAGUAUUCAAGCUGUCAAGGUGCCCAGAGCUACAUGAGAUUCAAUUUGCUUCUACGUUCAAACCAUUGGGAGUAUUUUCUGUCGAAGAGUGCACUUCGUUAAAAAAGAUAGGCGGUUUGUCAAACUUGAAGAACUUGACGUGGUUAGGUAUUGUAGGGUGCGAGAGCCUGCAGGUUGUCGAUGGCAUGGACGAAUUAGAGCGUUUGGAGCAGUUGAAAGUUUAUAGGUGCAGAUCAAUGGAAACGAUUAUUGAUGCAUCGAGCUCAAAAAUACCAAAGGAGUGCCAGAUACAGAUGAGGGAUUGUGGGGAGUUACUCGACACUGGUUCAGAUGGUUCAAGCAUCACUUGGGAGUCUUACAGAGAGAAGAUUCUAAAUGCAUCAAGGCAAGCAUCAGACUCUGAAGUUGAAACAACUUUUUACGACUGUGAAGCAGAAAUAGGGGAUCCUCUAAUGGAACAGCAAGAUGAUGGUGACGAGCUUGAGGACAAUGACGAGGAUGAUGGCAGGGAGGAUGAGGAUGAUGAGGACGAUGGCAGGGAGGAUGAUGAUGAUGAGAACGAAGGCAAGGAUGAUGACGACGAUGACAACAGUGUGCAUGAGGACAAUGAGGACAAUUACGGCGAGGAUGACAAGAAUGACGAUGUGCAUUUGUCUCGCGAGCCUUCACUGGUUUGUUCCGUGGACGAUAAUGAUGAGAACAACGAUGUCGACAAGGAAGGUGAAGGCAAUGGCAACAGCGAUAGCAAGGACGGCGAGGAUGAGGAUGAGGAUGGCGAGGAUGAUGAGGACAACAAUGUGCAUGAGGUUUUGCAGUCAUCUCGCUUGCCUUCGCCGGUUUGUUCCGUGGACGAUAACGUUGAGAACAAUGAUGUCAACGAGGAAGGCGAAGGUGAUGGCUAUGGCGACGGCGAUGACGAUGAGGAAGAGAGGGACAAUGAAGUAGCCGAAGAGGAGCAAGAUGACGGUGAUGAUUACAACAACAACGAAUACGAUGACAACAAGGAAGACAAUGGCGAUGAAUACGGCGACGAUGGUGAGUACAAUGGCGAGGACGAUGAUGGCAACUAGGACGACAAUGCGUAGGAGGUUCUAUAGAUCUCGUUGGCCUUUGCGGGUUCAUUCUGUGGACAAAGAUGAUGAGAAGGAGGAAGGCGAAAGGCGAAGGCGAAUGCAAUGGCAACGAUGAGGACAAGAAAGAGAGCGAUGUUGAAGAGGCCGAGUACUUGACUUCUUUUUUCCUUCGAAACAUGUGGCAAGAUGACCAUGAUUCGCAGUUGAAAGAGUGUCAAUGCUCAUAUCCUUCUGGUCUCAAGAGCUGAUUGCCGAAACAACAUCAGUUUCUCGUCUCUUUCGGUUCUUAUCAGGUUUUAUUCUUUUCCUUUUCAAUAGUUAAAAUGUUAAUUCACUCCUUGUUUUUUUUCUCCACAAAAAGACAAUGGUGUGCAAUUGCCCUAUUUAUAUCACGAAUUUGUUUGGAUUCUACUUGUUAAUCUGUUCCAAUUCAGGGUAUGCAUCUCAUUAUUUCGAGAUGUCCCCCGUAGAAACAUGCUUCAUGAGUCUGUCUUUGCUGCU
Syzygium oleosum is the source of this 4664-nucleotide messenger RNA. Its product is annotated as disease resistance protein L6-like. Gene Ontology annotation, molecular function: ADP binding; protein binding. The coding region runs from base 54 to 4160 and encodes 1368 amino acids. Lineage: Eukaryota; Viridiplantae; Streptophyta; Magnoliopsida; Myrtales; Myrtaceae. The record is from RefSeq and is a predicted model, not a curated record. Gene Ontology annotation, biological process: signal transduction; defense response. The transcript has 6 exons.